Penicillium brasilianum is the source of this 1836-nucleotide messenger RNA. The record is from the annotation of a GenBank genome assembly. Lineage: Eukaryota; Fungi; Ascomycota; Eurotiomycetes; Eurotiales; Aspergillaceae.
CGACUACACGCCAGAGUAAGGUUGUGUACAAAUUACAACCGAGCCUUCCUGUCAUUUGUUGACUGACAUGCAACCUCUACUCUCAAGCUUGUUAAACCUUGAUAUUUCCAUACCAUCUUGAUUUUCACCACUAUCCCCGCUAGUACCAGCAGUCACACUGGCAAGGAAUACUUGUCCUCAUGAAGGCUCUCCACACUAUCGGGCGUCUCAACCUCAACUUCCCGGUGAGAUCAUGUUCGCUGCCACGAAUUCUCAAUAAGCCCACGUGCAUCCAGUCUGGAGGGCGUAGGACGCACUUUUCUGAUGGAUGCGUCCCCUUUUCCCCAACAGGGAAGGUCCCCUGGGAAGGCAUUCACAUGUCCCGCGCCAACACCCACUUCAAAAAACCCAAUCUCCCAUGGGGGUUUUCUAUCUACCGCUGCACGUACAAGGACGAUAAAGCGUGGGAGCGAGUACUCCAGCUACUCCAGGAUUCAGUUCAGGAAGACCUUCGGGAGAACGCCCCUGAGCUGAUUCCCCACCACCAGCUAGUCAUUAAUGAUGAUGUUACAAAGUUCAACGGUGCAACCUCACAUGAGGUUCGCGAUCACUUUGACGUCUGGGUUGAGGAGCAGUUAUCGCUGGUGGCGAGCUCUCCCGAAAAACUACAGGACUUGGGAAAGCCCCCAGAAUACACAUUUGGGGCGCGCUUCAACUAUGCCCUCUUUGUGGAUGAUAUCUGUUUGGAGUCUCUUGAACAUAUGACGUCGCCCGUGGUUAAGGUAUUGUACAAACAGUGGGGUAAUUUGACUCCCGAGGAGAGAAACUAUGAGAUCCACCCUGACUGGCAUGAUGGAACCACGGAGAUGGAUGAAGAGGAUGUCGGAUGGAUGUAUAUGAGGACCGGUUACUUUGUGGAGGUUUAUGAUAAGUGCGAGUGGUCACAUCUUGAUAUGUGGUAUUAUUUUUAUCUGAGACCGCCUCAGAUAGACGGGCUGCCGGGAAGAUGGGGGGACAGGUCCAAGCUGCCAGGUUUCUGGCGAAUUAAGAAAUAGACCUGACCAUUGGCUUCAUGUUUACUCUUGAGAUCAACGUCACAGGACAUCACGUUGGAAUGUCUCCCAAGCUGCUGCGAUGUCUCUUGCAACAUGCUCUUCGGGUACAUGUUGACAUGACUCGGCCGUCGGCCUAUGCUGCUUGUCGCCCUACGGAAUUGGCCCUCGCUGCCCCCCAGUGGGGAUUAUACGAAACAUGUCCCCUGGGGGUUGACGUUACAACAACCUCAACUCUCGUUAGAUUCAGAAGAGAUUGGUCGAAAGCGCGAAAGACUGCGCCUCAAGCGCUUACUCGCUGCCUCCACGAAAAAGCGACAGCGCCUUGGCCGACUCAAAGAGGGUGGGCCUUUUCACGUGGAUAUGCUCAAAACGAGGUCCCGCAUUAGGCGCUUCUCAUCACUCCAAUAGCGGCUACUGAUGGUGCUCCUCUCAAUAUAACCAUCCUUCGAGAAUACGGAUCUAGCUGUCGCUCAGAACAAGCCCGCACCGUUCAUAUUACAGUCGAUAUGAGCAGGAAAGAUCAUCAUACGCCAUAUAUACUCAGAUCGGAACGGAAUAGCUUUGCCCGUCAGCUGGGUAUUUAGAUAUAGCAGCAAUACAUAUUCGUUCUGCUCUGACAAGAAAUGUGAAUAUGCUUAGAGCAAGCAGCUUAUUCUACAAUAUUCGGAUUGCAUACAACAGUUUUUACUUGUUGUAUCCAGCCGAAAAAAACAAUCAUCGACGCUUUCAUACUGCUAGAUUUGGAGAACAUUAUGAAACAUCGAUCGAUCACCAUCUGAUUUUAUACUGAGUUUAUUUUCUG